Molecule: messenger RNA, 594 nt
Organism: Cervus elaphus (red deer)
Lineage: Eukaryota; Metazoa; Chordata; Mammalia; Artiodactyla; Cervidae
Product: vegetative cell wall protein gp1-like
Exons: 1
Coding region: 1-594 (197 amino acids)
Source: RefSeq, a predicted model, not a curated record
AUGUCAGGACCCGCCAGCCCGGCCGCGCACCCAGAGCUAAGCCCCGCCCACGCCACCGCCCGUCCCGCCCCGCCCCACACACCACCCAUCUGCCCCGAGCCUCACCGCCCGGCCCCGCCCCCCGAGCCCAGCCCCGCCCAGUCCCCCCUCUCCGCCCCGCCCCCGCACCGCGCUCCAUCCCUCCCAGUUUCCCCGCCCCGCCUGCCCCGAGCCGCAGUCGCCCAGCUCCCCAGCUCGGCCCCGCCCACGCCAUCGCCUGCCCCACCCACCCUCUUGCCCCGCCCCUUCUGCCCCGAGCCGCUCCGCCCCCGCUCCGCCCCCGGAUUCCCCGCUCCACUUUGCUCCCCCGCUCCGCCCCGCCCCACAUCACCCAUCUGCUCCGCCCCGCCUGCCCCGAGCCGCGUAGCCCCGCCCCAUCCUCCACCCCCGCUCCGCCCCCGGGGCCCCGCCCCGCCCAGCUCCCCGGCCCCACCCCCGCUCCCGCGCCAAACGCUCACCACGCCCUGCUCCCCCGGCCCCUCCGCGGGCCGCAUCACCCUUCACCUCCGACUCCUGCCUGAGCUGCGCCCCAGGUCUGUCCGCACCCUGCACUAG